AUGGAGUAUGAUACCAGAGAGAAAAUCGAGCCUCUGGGAAUUCUCGAUCCUGAGAUCGCAGCGUUCCUCGCAGGUCGCCCCGCGGCCUCGCUCGGUGCCGAAGACGAUGAAGUCCAAAAGAUGAUGGAAAAGGCCAAGGCCGAACAAACAUCUCGCCCUGACUCCAGCACCGAGUACUCCAUCCAUAUCCCCAUGAGAGACGGCUACCAGUCGGAAACCCGCAUCCACAAACCGGAAUCCCCCUCCGGCGACAAACACCCCCUCAUCGUCCUGAUCUAUGGCGGCGGCUUCGUCAUGGGCCACUGCACGCAGCUCAGCCCGUACGCACGGAUCGCGGCAAAGGUGUUCAACGCCGUGGUGGUCAACAUCUCCUACCGUCUCGCCCCGGUCCACAAGUUCCCCGCGGCGCCGAACGAUGCCUGGGACAGCCUCAAAUGGAUCGCGGCGAACGCACAUACCCUUGGCGCCGACCCCUACGCUGGCUUCAUUCUCGGAGGAGCCUCGGCUGGGGGAAACCUCGCUGCGGUGGUUGCUCAAAAGUCCGUUGACGAGGGAUUGACUCCGCCUCUUACCGGGACGUGGCUUUGCAUUCCGUAUCUGUUGGAGGAAGAGAUUGUGCCACCCAAGUACAAAGAUGUCUGGUUCUCCCGAGAGCAGAACGCCGCCGGGCCCGUCAUCGACAAGGAUGGAAUGGCGCACAUGAAAGCUGCUUACGGCGCGGACGUCAAGUCGCCGGAUCUAUCGCCGUUCAACUCAAAGAAUCCGCAUAAAGGCCUGCCGCCGACAUUCUUGCAAGUGUGUGGCACGGAUCCCUUGCGGGAUGACGGGCUUGUGUAUGACCGGGUCUUGAGGGAGCAUGGAGUGAAGACGAAGUUGGUCGUGUACCCGGGAGCGCCUCAUGGGCACAUAAUGUUUCCGAGCAAGCUGUCGACGAAGUCUCACUUCGAUACUUUCGAUGGUCUUGCUUGGCUUCUUGGGAAGGAGACCCCGGAUGAAGAAGUGAUCACUCAGGAGCUGGCUCUGAAUCCGAUCAUGUCCGUCUAG
Molecule: messenger RNA, 1044 nt
Organism: Colletotrichum karsti
Lineage: Eukaryota; Fungi; Ascomycota; Sordariomycetes; Glomerellales; Glomerellaceae
Product: alpha beta hydrolase fold-3 domain-containing protein
Exons: 3
Coding region: 1-1044 (347 amino acids)
Molecular function (GO): hydrolase activity
Source: RefSeq, a predicted model, not a curated record